AUGGACCAGCCCGCGACCAAGAAGAGAAGGCUGGCACCCAAGGUUGAGCCUCAGCCUAGUCCCUCCCACCCCCCUCAACCGCCGCCUCCUUCUGCCGCCUCUUAUGCUCACGAGUCCACGCCAUCACAGCAUUACCAACCUCAAGACAUACCUCCACCCCCUCCCGAACGACAUGAAUUCGAGUCUUUUGCGAGACAUCUCCAGGAUGCGGCGAUGCUCAUAUAUCGCCAAAGCCAAAGGUCCCCACAUACCAAGGUGUCGGUGCUUUUGCUUCGGUGGGAGGACGACACUGCUGCCGAACUGGACCUCGUCGCACUCGACCACGUACUUCGCGAACGAUAUGCCUACCGCACCGAGCGAUGGAUUAUACCGGCAAUGACCAAUGCCAGCAUGAAGUUAGGCGUGCGCAUGUCUUCCUUCCUCGAGUCCGCCGGUCCAGACCACCUCUUCAUCAUACAUUACGCGGGGCACAGUUUUGUCGCCUCGGACAAGCAGCUCUACUGGGCAAGCAAUACCAAGCAAGAUGCCCCCAAGCUUAGAUGGAAUGGGUUCCGGUGUAUCUUCGAAGAGUCCCCGUCCGAUAUUCUUCUGCUAUUGGAUAGCGGUGUCGUACAUGAGCCAUCGGUCAAGGGCGGGAGCAGUACGAAGCAGAUUAUCGCAGCCGGAACUCCAGAUCACUACUCACGGGAACCUGGAGCGCGGUCUUUCACCGCCAACUUAACCGAAGCGUUUCUACAAUUAGGCAACGGUCGGCCUUUCACCACGGAGCUCCUAUAUCAAGAAGCUGCUCGGUCAAGACAGCAUGAGCUCUUACAAAGCCCCGGCCUUCCGAAUGGAAUUGCUGGUAAGGGCAUGUCGAUGCACGAUAAGCUACCUAUGCUGUUCGCUAUUACCACCGGCAAGGGUCAAGGUCUAAGCCUCUGCCCCUUGACACCGUCUUCAGCUCUGGGGCUUCAAUUACAGUCCCCUAAAUCCACAGCCGAUACGAACGCCAGGAUAUCACGAGAAGACAACGCCAUCCAUCCCAGCGCGGUCGCAGAUCUGACAUUUGACGAGCCGAGGGUUCUGGUCUGUACUACAUUCGUGGGCGAAGCUAGUCCAGACAUGUCGUCGUUUCAUCACUGGCUACACAAUACGCCUGCCAUCGGUUCCAAGAUUGCCGUGGAAGGAAUGUUCCUUGGACCACCGACCAUGCUGCUUAUCUCCAUGCCUGUCGCUGUCUGGAAUGUAGUACAACAUGACAAAGUCUGUUGUUUCCUGGGAUAUGUCAACUCACACAACAUGACUCACCUUUACAAACGAUUGGUUGGGUCCAUGUCUAUAAAUAAGGCCUCGGCUAAGGACAUGGAGGACGGCAGAAUGCUGCUCGAAGCUCGAGAGGUAGCUACAUCGACGCCUGCGAUUCAUCGACAUCUACUGCCAGAGACUCCGGUCCGCCCCGACAGUUUAGGGAGAAUAGAUCAGACAAAUAAUUCCCACUCUGCAGCCACUCCGGCUAUUCAAUAUGCCAAUACCACACCAGGCACAGCAGCUUCGCGGAAGGAUGACGUCGAGGACUCAGCAGAGAUGCAAGAGGCAGCGGAACAGCUCAAAGCAUUGAGCCAUGUCCGUCAUGUCGGCGAUGACACCCCUCCUUCCACGCGACUUCAACCCUCACCCAGUAUACGCGCCACGGAUCCGAAAACGGAGGAGAGAUCAUUAGUCGAUGUCAGCAUGGACGAUGCACGCUACCAUGGCGAUGCGGCAACACCGUCAGCACGGCCUAAGCCGGGACGUCGCUCUAUACAAAAGCCCAUUCCAAAGCAAGAGACUCGGUGUAACCAUUGCAGCCACGCCCCCUUCAAGGAUUCUUCCUCAUUACGAAAGCAUAUUGCUGCAGCUCAUACUCGCCCUUUCCCUUGUGCUUUUUCGUUUGCCGGAUGUCCUAGCACAUUUGGAUCGAAAAAUGAGUGGAAAAGACAUAUCGCGUCACAGCAUCUUUGUUUGCAGUAUUACAGGUGUUCGUCUUGUCCUCAAUCAUCCAUAGAGGGAAAAGGAAAUGAGUUCAACCGAAAAGAUCUCUUCACACAGCACCUGCGGCGCAUGCAUGCCCCCUUUGCAAUCAAGAAGGCUCUUGCCAAAGGUGAUAGCAAAUUGCAAGUGGAGUGGGAGACACACGUAAAGGACAUGCAACAGUCAUGCCUGGUGACUCGAAGACGGCCGCCCCAAAGCUCAGCCUGCCCCAAACCUGACUGCGCCAGUGUAUUCGAGGGACCUACUUCCUGGGAUGAGUGGACAGAACAUGUGGGCAGGCACAUGGAGAAAGGCGAGGCGGAUCGGCUCGGUGUCGACCGACUCCUAGCGAAGUGGGCGUUAGACGAAGGCAUCAUCGAGCGCAAAGAGGACGGAGAAUACCGCCUCUGUAGCGGCAAUGGGAACAGCGGUGAAAGGGAAAACAAUCAGUAUCAUUCAGACGGCAACAAGCGAGAUCCAGAAGAACGAACCAUCGUUGCGGCGAGCACGAUCGUGGAAAAGAUGGACGUGGAUUGA
Xylaria bambusicola is the source of this 2529-nucleotide messenger RNA. RefSeq lists its product as uncharacterized. The transcript has 3 exons. Gene Ontology annotation, molecular function: DNA-binding transcription factor activity. Lineage: Eukaryota; Fungi; Ascomycota; Sordariomycetes; Xylariales; Xylariaceae. The record is from RefSeq and is a predicted model, not a curated record. Bases 1 to 2529 code for a protein of 842 amino acids.